Corticium candelabrum is the source of this 1246-nucleotide messenger RNA. RefSeq names its product fructose-1,6-bisphosphatase 1-like. The record is from RefSeq and is a predicted model, not a curated record. NCBI's taxonomy places the organism in Eukaryota, Metazoa, Porifera, Homoscleromorpha, Homosclerophorida, Plakinidae. Bases 72 to 1088 code for a protein of 338 amino acids. The transcript has 5 exons. Gene Ontology annotation, cellular component: cytosol; cytoplasm. Gene Ontology annotation, molecular function: fructose 1,6-bisphosphate 1-phosphatase activity. Gene Ontology annotation, biological process: fructose 1,6-bisphosphate metabolic process; gluconeogenesis; fructose metabolic process.
AUUCCUCGCAAUUUACCACCCGGCGCACCUGAUAUUUUCACAUCCGUCUGUUCAUUCAACAGCGAGCAGUCAUGACUGAUCAUUCGAGCGGCAUCGACGGCAUCGACACGGACUGCAUAACUCUUACACGCUUUGUUCUGGAAGGGCAGAAGUCUCAUCCCGGCGCAACCGGGGACCUUACGAUGCUGCUCAACUCGCUGAUGUGCGCAAUCAAGGCCGUCUCGGCUGCGGUGAGACGAGCAGGAAUAGCUCAACUGUAUGGCAUGGCAGGUUCCAUCAACAUUCAAGGAGAGACAGUUCAAAAACUUGAUGUUUUGGCCAAUCAGUUGUUCAUUAAUCAGAUGUCUUCGUCAUUCAAUGUUGGAAUUAUGAUAUCAGAAGAGAAUGAGCAGGUCAUCAUUGUUGAACCGAAGAAGCGUGGGAAGUAUAUUGUUGCUUUUGAUCCGCUGGAUGGAUCUUCAAACAUUGAUUGCCUUGUGUCGAUUGGUUCAAUUUUUGGGAUUUGGAAAGUGGAUGAUGACCGCAUUCCAACUGUUAAGGAUGCUCUUCAACCAGGUCGUCAAAUGGUUGCAGCCGGAUAUGCUCUCUAUGGCAGUGGUGUUAUGGUCGUCAUCUCUACUGGUGAUGCGCCAAGUGGCUUCACUCUUGAUCCUAAUAUUGGAGAGUUUGUUUUGACACACAAAGAUAUGCAGAUAAAGCCUCGUGGCAGCAUUUAUUCAAUCAAUGAGGCUUAUACCAAGGACUGGGAGCCAGGUGUACUGAAAUACGUUGAGAAAUGCAAGUUUCCGCCGGAAGGAAAGUCUCCGUACAAUGCUCGUUAUAUUGGCUCUAUGGUUGCUGAUGUACACCGGACUCUAAUUUUUGGUGGCAUCUUUAUGUAUCCUGCAAGCAAGAAAUCACCCAAAGGCAAGCUCCGUCUGCUGUAUGAGUGCUGCCCCAUGGCAUAUAUCAUGGAGAAAGCUGGUGGCAAGGCAACUGAUGGGAAACAACGCAUUCUUGAUAUUGUACCCGAACAGUUGCACGAACGUUCUGCAUGCUUUCUUGGCUCAAAGGAGGAUGUUGACGACUUGAUUGCCUGUCUCAAUUAAGAGCAGACAGUUCGACUGCUAGAUUGAAUGUCAGAGAUUACAGUUACAACAAUGAAUGUCAUGGAUUUAGUACGUGUACCAGGAUUAUGAUUUUGCCUGGUGAGAUAACUGAAAGCGAUAUCAGCAUAUUAAAAUCAGCACUUUGUGUACAGUGCGAA